This is a messenger RNA of Lithohypha guttulata, 1200 nucleotides long. RefSeq names its product spindle assembly checkpoint kinase (gene IPL1). The record is from RefSeq and is a predicted model, not a curated record. The transcript is spliced from 3 exons. Bases 1 to 1200 code for a protein of 399 amino acids. Gene Ontology annotation, molecular function: ATP binding; protein kinase activity. NCBI's taxonomy places the organism in Eukaryota, Fungi, Ascomycota, Eurotiomycetes, Chaetothyriales, Trichomeriaceae. Gene Ontology annotation, cellular component: chromosome passenger complex; spindle microtubule; kinetochore. Gene Ontology annotation, biological process: protein phosphorylation; mitotic spindle organization; regulation of cytokinesis.
AUGUCUAUCAGACAAAUCGAAUCAGGGUUGAAGAAGCUUACGGUUAACGAUGAGAACCAGGCACCACAACCAACUGGAUCCAAAACCAAGCUCGCACAUAGCUAUAGUAGAUCGAACCUGGUCAAGACCGCCUUGACAGCCAGCUCAGAGUCACGACAGAACGAGGGCGGUCGUGUUGCAACAAUCACAAAACCUACCCAGAUUCCUGCGCCCCCUUCACCUGUACGGAGAGAAGUCUCUCAGUCCUCAGACGACACCAAUAACCCUUCUGAACGAUCCUGCGGCUCAGCUGCGAGCUCCAUUACCUCGUAUGCUGAUGCUCUUCAACAACCCCAGCAGCCUCAACAAUCAAGUCUUCGAGAUCGAGAAUUGACCUUGAACGACUUCGAGAUUGGGAAGCCGUUGGGCAAGGGCAAGUUCGGCAGAGUCUAUCUCGCACGAGAGAGGUCGACUGGAUUCAUAUGUGCGUUGAAAGUUCUGCACAAGUCAGAACUAGUGCAAGGCAAGGUCGAGAAACAGGUGCGAAGAGAGGUCGAAAUCCAGUCCAAUCUACGCCAUCCCAACGUUCUGCGACUCUUCGGCUACUUCCACGACAAAAAACGAAUCUUCCUCGUUCUCGAAUAUGCUGGACACGGUGAGCUAUACAAGCAUCUCCGAAAGGCAGGAAAAUUUGAAGAAUGGAAAGCAGCUCAAUACAUUGCCCAGAUGGCUGCCGCAUUAAAAUACCUGCACAAGAAACACAUCAUGCACCGGGACAUCAAGCCCGAGAAUAUUCUGGUGGGCAUCCAUGGCGAGAUCAAAAUUAGUGAUUUUGGCUGGAGUGUACAUGCUCCCAACAACCGACGCCAGACCAUGUGCGGUACUCUUGACUAUCUUCCACCGGAGAUGGUCAAACCUGGCGGCAAAGAUAAUUUUUACGAUGAAAAGAUUGACCUCUGGAGUUUGGGAGUCCUAAUGUACGAGUUUCUGGUCGGCGAAGCUCCAUUUGAAGACACUCCUGUCAUGACACAGCGCAGAAUAGCAAGGGGAGAAAUGACAAUACCGAGCUUCGUCUCACCAGAGGCUCGCGACCUGAUCAAGAAACUCCUCGUACUUGAUCCUUCGAAACGUUUACCUCUGACAGAAGUAGAGCAGCAUCCGUGGAUCCUCAAACAUUGUCUGGCGAAGGGAGGCGAGCGUGCGGCACAUCGUUCCUCGUAA